Apodemus sylvaticus (European woodmouse) is the source of this 5076-nucleotide messenger RNA. It is a transcript of the gene Gria3, whose product is annotated as glutamate ionotropic receptor AMPA type subunit 3. Gene Ontology annotation, molecular function: AMPA glutamate receptor activity; transmitter-gated monoatomic ion channel activity involved in regulation of postsynaptic membrane potential. NCBI's taxonomy places the organism in Eukaryota, Metazoa, Chordata, Mammalia, Rodentia, Muridae. Gene Ontology annotation, cellular component: AMPA glutamate receptor complex; postsynaptic membrane; plasma membrane. Gene Ontology annotation, biological process: synaptic transmission, glutamatergic; modulation of chemical synaptic transmission; monoatomic ion transport. The transcript is spliced from 16 exons. The record is from RefSeq and is a predicted model, not a curated record. The coding region runs from base 148 to 2814 and encodes 888 amino acids.
AGUGAGCGAGCGAGAGCAAGUUGAGGGGAGGGGGUGUAAGAGCCGGCAAAUUCUUUUUCUUUUUCUAUUAUUAUUUUGACGACUCCCGAGUUGCGCCCAUGCUCCUGUCAGCUUCGUUUUAGGCGUAGCACAGCCAGGCAGAAGAAAAUGGGGCAAAGCGUGCUCCGGGCGGUCUUCUUUUUAGUCCUGGGGCUUUUGGGUCAUUCUCACGGAGGAUUCCCCAACACCAUCAGCAUAGGUGGACUUUUCAUGAGAAACACGGUCCAGGAGCACAGCGCUUUCCGCUUUGCUGUGCAGUUAUACAACACCAACCAGAACACCACUGAGAAGCCCUUCCAUUUGAACUACCACGUAGACCACUUGGAUUCCUCCAAUAGUUUUUCAGUGACUAAUGCUUUCUGCUCCCAGUUCUCCAGAGGGGUGUACGCUAUCUUUGGAUUCUAUGACCAGAUGUCAAUGAACACCCUGACCUCCUUCUGUGGGGCCCUGCACACAUCUUUUGUCACACCCAGCUUUCCCACUGAUGCAGAUGUGCAGUUUGUCAUCCAGAUGCGCCCAGCCUUAAAGGGUGCCAUUCUGAGUCUUCUGGGUUACUACAAGUGGGAGAAGUUUGUGUACCUCUAUGACACAGAACGAGGGUUUUCCAUCCUACAAGCAAUUAUGGAAGCAGCAGUGCAAAACAACUGGCAAGUGACAGCAAGGUCUGUGGGAAACAUAAAGGACAUCCAGGAAUUCAGACGCAUCAUUGAAGAAAUGGACAGAAGGCAGGAAAAACGAUACUUGAUUGACUGUGAAGUCGAAAGGAUUAACACAAUUUUGGAACAGGUUGUGAUCCUGGGGAAACAUUCAAGAGGUUAUCACUACAUGCUUGCUAACCUGGGCUUUACUGACAUUUUACUGGAAAGAGUCAUGCAUGGGGGAGCCAACAUUACAGGUUUCCAGAUUGUCAACAAUGAAAACCCAAUGGUUCAGCAGUUCAUACAGCGCUGGGUGAGACUGGAUGAAAGGGAAUUCCCUGAAGCCAAGAAUGCACCACUAAAGUAUACAUCUGCAUUGACACAUGACGCAAUACUGGUCAUAGCAGAAGCCUUCCGAUACCUGAGGAGGCAGCGAGUGGAUGUAUCCCGCAGAGGCAGUGCUGGAGACUGCUUAGCAAAUCCUGCUGUGCCCUGGAGUCAAGGAAUUGAUAUUGAGAGAGCUCUGAAAAUGGUGCAAGUACAAGGAAUGACAGGAAACAUCCAAUUUGACACUUAUGGACGUAGGACAAAUUAUACCAUUGAUGUGUAUGAAAUGAAAGUCUCAGGCUCUCGAAAAGCUGGUUACUGGAACGAGUAUGAAAGGUUUGUGCCCUUCUCAGAUCAACAAAUCAGCAAUGACAGCUCAUCCGCAGAGAACAGGACCAUUGUAGUGACUACCAUUCUGGAAUCACCAUAUGUGAUGUAUAAAAAGAAUCAUGAGCAACUGGAAGGAAAUGAGCGCUAUGAAGGCUAUUGUGUUGAUUUAGCCUAUGAAAUAGCCAAACACGUAAGGAUCAAAUACAAAUUGUCUAUUGUCGGUGAUGGGAAAUAUGGCGCAAGAGAUCCAGAGACUAAAAUAUGGAAUGGCAUGGUUGGGGAACUUGUCUAUGGAAGAGCUGAUAUAGCUGUUGCUCCACUCACCAUAACAUUGGUCCGUGAAGAAGUCAUAGAUUUUUCAAAGCCAUUUAUGAGCCUGGGGAUCUCCAUCAUGAUAAAGAAGCCUCAGAAAUCAAAGCCAGGCGUAUUUUCAUUCCUGGAUCCUUUAGCUUAUGAGAUCUGGAUGUGCAUUGUCUUCGCUUACAUUGGAGUCAGUGUAGUUCUCUUCCUAGUCAGCAGAUUUAGCCCCUACGAGUGGCACUUGGAAGACAACAAUGAAGAACCUCGCGACCCACAAAGCCCUCCUGAUCCUCCCAAUGAAUUUGGAAUAUUUAACAGUCUUUGGUUUUCCUUGGGUGCUUUUAUGCAGCAAGGAUGUGAUAUUUCUCCAAGAUCACUUUCUGGGCGCAUUGUUGGAGGGGUUUGGUGGUUCUUCACCCUGAUCAUAAUCUCUUCCUACACUGCAAACCUUGCUGCUUUCCUGACCGUGGAGAGGAUGGUGUCCCCCAUAGAGAGUGCUGAAGAUUUAGCCAAGCAGACUGAAAUUGCAUAUGGGACCCUGGACUCUGGUUCAACAAAAGAAUUUUUCAGAAGAUCCAAAAUUGCUGUGUAUGAGAAAAUGUGGUCUUACAUGAAAUCCGCAGAGCCAUCUGUGUUUACCAAAACAACAGCUGAUGGGGUAGCCCGAGUUCGGAAGUCCAAGGGAAAGUUCGCCUUCCUGCUGGAGUCAACCAUGAAUGAGUACAUUGAGCAGAGAAAGCCGUGUGAUACGAUGAAAGUUGGUGGAAAUCUGGAUUCCAAAGGCUAUGGUGUGGCAACCCCUAAAGGCUCAGCAUUAAGAACGCCUGUAAACCUUGCAGUAUUGAAACUCAGUGAACAAGGCAUCUUAGACAAGCUGAAAAACAAAUGGUGGUACGAUAAGGGGGAAUGUGGAGCCAAGGACUCCGGGAGUAAGGACAAGACCAGUGCUCUAAGCCUGAGCAAUGUGGCAGGCGUGUUCUAUAUACUUGUCGGAGGUCUGGGGCUGGCCAUGAUGGUGGCUUUGAUAGAAUUCUGUUACAAAUCACGGGCAGAGUCCAAACGCAUGAAACUCACAAAGAACACCCAAAACUUUAAGCCUGCUCCUGCCACCAACACUCAGAAUUACGCUACAUACAGAGAAGGCUACAACGUGUAUGGAACAGAAAGUGUUAAGAUCUAGGGAUCCCUUCCCACCAGAAGCAUGCAAUGAGAGGAAAUCACUGAAAACGUGGCUGCUUCAAGGAUCCUGAGCCAGAUUUCACUCUCCUUGGUGUCGGGAUGACACGAAUAUUGCUGAUGGUGCAAUGACCUUUCAAUAGGAAAAACUGAGUUUUUUUUUUUUCCUUCAGUGCCUUAUGGAACACUCUGAGACUUGGGACAAUGCAAACCAUCAUUGAAAUCUUUUUGCUUUGCUUGAAAAAAUUAAAAUAAAACCAACAAAAAGUGGACAUGCAAGAUUCCAGUAUGUGGAAAAAAAUCUUAUUAAAAACAUCAAUUCAACAAAAGCCAUUCUUUGAUACCACUGCACAGUAUACAAAACCAUGUUCGUUAACACACACACACACACACAUACACACACACAAACACACACACACGUAUACACACUCACACAUACAAAUUUAUUCUAAUUCAGCAAAUAGACCCAUCUUAGCUAAAAGAAGUAAUUCCUCCUGAUGUAAAAAAAAAAAAAGAAAGAAAGAAAGAAAAGAAAAAGAAAAGAAAUCUGUCUCCCAGUGUUCGGGCAGACUGGCAUUUCUUCUAGGAUCUGCUGAUCAGAUGUUUUUGGUAUUUCCUGUUGGUGGUGAUGUUCUGUGCACCCUAUUUCCUUUUGAUGUUGCUGAAUUGUGUAAAUCUUUAAAAUGUAAAUGUGACACUUAAGAAAAUUCAAAUGCUUUGGGAAAGAGACUGAAUGGUGACAGAAUCCUUGCAAUGGUUUUGUGGGGGAAAAAGUUGGAGAACUCCCCAUAGUGGAGGUGAAGGGAUUAAUAGAGCUUUUGAAAUUGACUUCUGUGCGUAGCUGGGGGCAGGGCACUAUCAGGCAUACCUCUUGGUGCUUUCCUAAAAUGAUCCCGGGAGCUUUCCAAGAAGCCUGGAAUUACAGCUCACAGAUCUGUUUCUCUUGCUUCAGUGUGCAUUUUAAGUCAAAAUAGCUGAGUAGUUGACAGUAAGCAUUGAGGUGAGGAAAGUGCUGCCUAUUCUCCCAGACGUGUUUGGAAUAUCUUUCUCAGAAACAACACUGUGUUUAGCUCUGCUUUCUCUGCUAAGUAUGCCUUUUAAGUGUACAACACGGAGACAGGACCCGUGUUGCCAGGCAGGCCAGUGGGUUCAGACCACAGUUCUCAAUCUAACUUUACUCUUGCUAGGUCUGUUUUACCAGCUGUUGCCUGUUACCGCCUGCCUGUGGCUCUCCGUCAGACUGCAUGUGUCCUUUUCUAGUUUGCAAAGACUAAGAUGCAUUCCUAAACCUAUUGCUAACCUGAGGGACCUAAGCAUCACUCCCAGGUCCUUGCUUGGAGCAGUCUCUCUACUGACUCACCGAAGAUCGCCCCACUGCUCCAUGGGCUCUCAAGUAACUAAUUGCAAACCUGCUGUUGGCAUCAUCAGACCAGUCAGAGGAAAUAGUCUCCGCUCACUAAUUACCUCCUAUAUAACGACGUAUGCUUUACGUAGUUCAGUAGUAUGCUCUCAUCAGUAACGUGCAUUGGAAAGUUUCCAGACUGUACAAAUUAGGAGCCCACCUUCAUUUCCCAAGUGUGACCCUUAGAUGCUUAGUUGACUCGCUGCAUAUUUGCUCUCGUCUUUAGAAAAGAAAGGAAGAGGUCUCGUUCCACUGAAACAUUUCCAGAAAGGUGUAAUAUAAACUUUCAUUCCAGAAAGUGUGUCAUAAGCAAAUAACUCACCUGUCAGAUUUUAAAUGGUAUUGAACACAAAAGAAAGCUGUUGUGUUUUGUUUUGUUUUGUUUUCAUGAAACUGUGAUUUUUCAAUUUAUGAAUGCUAUAAUGUCCCAGUGUGGGAAGCUAAUGCUGUGUGAAUAUCAACUUGUACAAAACAAACCAACUGACCUAUACACAAACAUUUUCAUAGGCACUGUAUAAAGAGAAAUGUAUGUUUAUUGACUCAAAUCAGUUUUUCAGAGAGGAAACUUUACUGAGAUUAAGAAGCGGGUAAAUUGGUUUGUUAUUUAAAAAAAAACUUGCAUGUUUUAAAAAAUGUUGAUUGCUUCAAAUUUCUGCUAUUAACUUCAAGCUAUGGGAGUUUGGCGGUAGUCAAUUGAGGAUUUUUUUCCAAUUCUUUUCUUUUUGUUGUUAAAGCUGUACUUCAAUGAACAGAAAAAUUGCCAAGCAAACUAAUGGCCGUAAAAGUGUAAAUUGCAUGUGUGGGCAUAAUUACCGAACCUCAUUGCCAUGAGGUACUGUACAAAGUUUUAAUACAUUUUGUAAA